GCACGGCCAGGCUAGGAAGACAAACCACAAGAAAAGCUGGAUGACUUCUUUGUUUACUUUUAUUUCAACAGGACACUGUUUUGCUUCUCAGAAAACCUUCGACGAAAGCAUAAGCUUCUUAUCCUCAGCAAGCUGCGGCGCACAUUUUCCUUUUUCAUUACAUCUGGAUGACUGGACACUUCGCCUUGUUACAUUGCCCAUAUUGGUAAAUUCAUGGCGUUGGUAGAGCGCAGUUGCAAAGUGAACGGCUUCACAAACAGUUGUAAGACCGGUGCCAAAAAAGAAGGGACGGUGAGAAACGGUAAGGUAAACAUGCAGCCAAAGGAGACAGAGUUUACCACCGAUGGCUUGCCAAAAGCGUUUCUACAAAGUUUAAGGACCCUUUUUGACAUUCUGGACGAUGGGAGGAGAGGAUAUGUUCAUAUAUCGGAAAUUGAAGGUCGGUGGCAAGGCGCGGAAUCACAGGGUCUGCCAAGCGGUGUUUUGGAGUGCCUGUGGCGGGUCACCCCUCCGCACGGCUGCUUGACUUUCGAGCGCUUCGUGGCGGGGCUCCGAAACUCCAUGCUCAAUCCCGAAAACGGCAACGUCAAGCACCAGCCUUGCGCACAGAUCCCGUACACGUCUGGACCGAAACCCCAGCCCCAAACGAACCCCCAUAAAACUAGUGCGCAUAUGGGGUGCUCGGUGGGUCCCAGAGGGUACGAGAACAAAGUUCGGCCACUUGGACCAAGUAAUAUGACUAACAUGCACCAUAACCGGGCGUCCUCUCUUCAAGGCAGAGGAAGGCAUCACGAAGACGGCUACAGUGCAUCUACUAAACCAGGAGAACACUCCCAAUACAUAUCGGCCCCUGCCCCUCAACGGUACGGAACUACCGGCUACGAGAGGACCGGUAGGAGUUUGGAGAGGAUCCCCGUCCCCGUCCCAGAAAGCAGCACGUAUCGCACCGACACUGUCCGGGUCGGUAGUAAAAAGGCCCACCACCAGAAUCGAAUGCGUUCUAUUGAAUCACUUGCUCUUGAAUCUCCUCAGCUUCAAAAACAAAGUUCCCUGGAGUCUGCAGGCCUCCCCCGCUCCCAGAGUGAGACCACAGCAGGCUUCAGUGGCUCCAGCGGGGGCUCCAGACGACACGGCCGCAGCCGCGACGAGCAGCGCAGGCACACCAUCACCAACGGGGUCGACUAUGGCAUGCUGAAGCAGAUGAAGGAGUUGGAGCAGGAGAAGGACUCCCUACUGGCGGGCCUGGAGGUGGUGGAGCGGGCGCGAGACUGGUACCAGGCACAGAUACACAGCGUCACCGAGAGACAGCGCCUCAUCGGACAGACCAACCUUUGCGCGGAUUUCUUGACCGAAUCCAGCCAAAGUCGAAUAAAUGCCCUCCUCCCCAAACUGCAGGAAGUCAACCGCUGCCUCAACGACCUCAUAUCCUGUUCGGGAAUGCAGUCCUUCUCCCCCAGUGCCCCGCCGACCAGCAUCUCCCCUAGUGCCCAGGCCCCUCCCACAGCCCCCCCACAGGCCAUCCAGAGACUGAAGGACCAGAACCGCCUCCUCACACAGGAGGUGACGGAGAGGAGUGAGCGCAUCACGCAGCUGGAGCAGGAGAAGUCUGCGCUCAUCAAGCAGCUGUUUGAGGCGCGCGCCCGAAGCACCCACGACAACAGCACCCUGGACUCCACCUUCAUAUGAGACUAAACCCCCACCUUCACACGAGAUCCGUACGAGACUCACGGCAUCACCACGGUAGCACGUUGGACACCAGUUUCAUAUGGGACAGUAUGAGAUCUCGCCUUCGAUUGACACUGUACGAGACUCCAUCUUCAAUUGACACUGUAUGAGGCUCCAUUUUCAAUUGACACUCUAUGAGACUCCCCAUUCAUAGGAAGCUCCCCGCAUCACCACAUUAUCACGCUGUUCACCUCAACAUGGGACUUGCCACAGUAGAAUGCUUGUUGCUGACACUGCUCCUUCAUAUGAGACUAUAUGAGAAUCAUCCCUACAUUACAUUACAGUACAUUCACAUGACAUUCCAUUCCAUUACACUUAGCUGACAUUUUUAUCCAAAGCGAUAAGGAUAGAUAUUGGAUACAGUGUAUUGGUUAGUCCCAGGAACAGCAUGGGGUUAGGUGCCUUGCUCAAGGGCACCUCGGCCAUGGUGUGCCGUCGGGAGUGGAAGGGCGGGGUUUGAACCCCUGCAACCCUUUGAUCUAUAGCCCAUCUCCUUAACCACUGCGCCACGACUGCCCACAGCACCAUAGUGUCCUGCUGGACUCCACCUGAGACUACGCUGAGGCACACUGAACUGACAACACACUGGACUUCAUGAGAUUAUAUGAGGGUCACCACAGCUUCAUUCGAGACUCAACAUACAGUAGCUCCACAGUAGCCAGAAGGACAUCAUCAUAUGAGAUUAUAUGAGAUAUUCUACAAUAUGACACCAAUAUAGUACAUUCCACAGUAGCAGGCUAAAGUCCCCCUCAUAUAAGACUCAGCACACAACAUGUCAACUCCACCCAGAUAUAAGACUCAACACAGUCCAACACCAUUUUCCUACAAGACUAAAUGAGAUUCACCGCAGUACAACAUUUGAGUCCAGCUAUUAGUGGCUCUCCACAACCUAAAUACUGACAACCACCAACACACAGAUCUGUAAACUGUUCACAUGUUGCAAGCACAUACAGCUAGCGGCAGUAUAGGCACUUUUAGAAAUCCUUACAGUGGCUUCCGGCUCGAAGGACCACCUAGACUCUAGCAGUACUAACCACUUCACACAGGAAUGCUAACACUAAGGCUUACUAGAUGCUACAUGAACUGUCUGAAACAGGCUGACAAUGCUAAGGAGUCGCAGCCAAACCCAUUGGAGCUAUGUGAUUGGAUUCUUCAAGCGAUGCUGAACAUUUAAUAGGGUGCACGUACGAGAAAGUUCACUUUACGACUACUUUGUCCAGUGAGUAGCCACAACAACUACAACAACUAUAACCACAUUGAAAAAUCAGAAGAGUGUACGGACAUGCAGACCCAGAUGGGCCCUGCAGUUGAAUCAUCAUAACAUCCCUUACAACUACAGCCUUCAUCACUCCUAGUUAACCACAAGGGUUUUUGGGAGUGAUUUCACAGCAUCAAAUUUGUCUAAUAAAUGACGUUUCUGUUUCACACAGUAAUCCCCCAAAGGACAUUGCAAAGAUUAAUUUACAAUCACAACUCCAGGAAGUUGUUUUUUUUUUCUUAAAUGGACAGAGUAAGAUUCCUUGGCAAUCAGUCAAAUCAGCUUAUUUUUUUCCCUGAGUGAUCUUUUUUACAGGACUGGUUGUGAGUAUGUUGUGGAUAUGUCAUACCGUAUGUGGAGUAGUUUUAUUAUAAUGGUUAUUUUUGAGAACAGGCAUGCACACCAUCCGGGCAAAAAAAAAAAAGUGUAUCAAAAUAAUUAAUGACCUCUUUUUGGGUGAAACAUUAUACAUUGGCUGGUUGUUUCUUCCCCAUAAUGAUAAGAACACAUACUAUACUUUGUUAAUCAAUAAAGAUUAUGAGAAAAAUGAGACGUACCUAUAUCCAGUUUUGACAUUUAAGUUGGACCAUAUUCCUAAACAUGCCAAGGACAUGUACUACGGUACGUAGCUGGAACAAGGAAAGGAGAGGAGGACGUGUGAGGAGGAGGAGGAGGAGGAGGAGGAGACUUCGAAGGAGGUGAAAAGGAGGAGGAGUUUACUGAAUGUACUCUGAUGGGAUGGAUAAAGACUGAUGAUCAUGAGAGGUCAUGAGAAGGGAACAGGAAAAGUCCUUGGCUGGAUGGAGUCCGCGCAGUUCAACCACCAAAUGGCAAAGAUGGGAGUGGAUAAAAACAUGGACUGUGCUAUUUUCACAUCUGGACGCUUUUGUGGCACUUGUCAGACAAUGUGCAGAUUUUGUCAGGCACACACAUAUGCACGCACCUGCCCGUGCGUGCCCGCCCGCCCGCACGCAUGCACACAAAAACACACACACACACACACUCUCUCUCUCUCUCUCUUUCACUCUCCCUUUCUCUCUCUCUCUCAUACACACACACAUACACUUUCACUCUCUCUCACACACACACACACA
Molecule: messenger RNA, 4077 nt
Organism: Engraulis encrasicolus (European anchovy)
Lineage: Eukaryota; Metazoa; Chordata; Actinopteri; Clupeiformes; Engraulidae
Gene: sapcd2
Product: suppressor APC domain containing 2
Exons: 6
Coding region: 214-1686 (490 amino acids)
Source: RefSeq, a predicted model, not a curated record